This is a messenger RNA of Procambarus clarkii (red swamp crayfish), 1155 nucleotides long. Its product is annotated as ribosomal biogenesis factor. The record is from RefSeq and is a predicted model, not a curated record. Gene Ontology annotation, biological process: ribosome biogenesis. NCBI's taxonomy places the organism in Eukaryota, Metazoa, Arthropoda, Malacostraca, Decapoda, Cambaridae.
AAUUAACACAUUUAGGCACAUCUGCAUUUGUGCAGCUACCCUAGACUAUUUGAAGGGGAGUACAGGGUAUUAAAAAAAAAUAGUUACGUGAUGAUAAAAUCAUCCAUCAAACAGGUAAACAGUAGUCUGCACUGACAAACUCUAGGUGCAUUAUGAGGAUAUCAUCAUGAACACAAGAGUGAAUAAGUUUAGAAAGAUCAAACAAAGUAAUAUCAGUGUGUUGUCUGGUCUGACUGAACAGGAGAGUAACAUCUUGUCUUUAUAUUGCUUGUAUGACCAGUACGUUAUAAUUUGCUCGUUGUAACAACCAUAUAGUAAUAUACGAUUUAAACCAUCGAAAUACAUUUUUGACUAAAUGCGUAUCACUAUAAUUUACUUAUGAAAUAAUUAAUCACGCACUGAUCUUAGUGCUGAAUUUGUAUUCUAAACUAGUAAUUUUCACUAUUUUGAAAACAAAUAAAGCACAUGAUACACUAUUUACAUCUCAAAUUAGUAUACAAAAAUUACGCGAAGCAUCAUUAGUAUUAUGAAAGCAAGUCAUAACUCCACGUGUCAAAGAAAACGAAAUGUUGACGUAGUAAUUCAAGUGAGCGGGUCACUAUAACAGGUCCUCAUACCAACAACAACAACCCUGUAAACCUAUCCAGGUCUCCCAAGGCCAACAGCUGACCUGGCUCAGAAUGCACCCCACAACAGUUGCCUAUCUCCCGGGUGCCUAUUUACCGCCAACAGAAACAUCAAAUUUUUCAACAUAUAACUGACUGAUGGGGAAGAAUAAGUUGCAUACAAGAAAUCCCAGCAAGUCUGGUAAUCCCAUAUAUAAAAAGGCAGGCACUGGAGCUCCUCUCAAGGCCAAAACUAAAGUCAAGCCGGUUAAAACCAACCUCAAGCAGCUGAAAAUUGCCAAUAAGGAGGCUAUUGCAUCAUUAGAUAAGAAACUUGGAUCCUUCCAUAAAGCCAUGCAGACGAAAGAAAAUUCUUCUUUUGAACAACCUGUGAGAUCAUCAGAAAAAGACCCGCCACCUGUCGACAUGGAGGAAACGUCAGAAGAACCGUCAAAGAUGUGAUAUUCGUCAGCAUAAGUAUUGUAGAAUAAUUUGACAUUUACCAGUGGACUGUUUACAAAUAUUUUACCCAAAUAAAAAUUAUAAAUAC